Aspergillus japonicus CBS 114.51 is the source of this 556-nucleotide messenger RNA. RefSeq lists its product as uncharacterized. The transcript is spliced from 2 exons. Bases 166 to 468 code for a protein of 100 amino acids. The record is from RefSeq and is a predicted model, not a curated record. Lineage: Eukaryota; Fungi; Ascomycota; Eurotiomycetes; Eurotiales; Aspergillaceae.
UCCACCUAGUCAAGCACAGAAAAAAAAGACGGAAGCUAAACAUCUGAUAGACUGGAAGACAUGUUAACUUAACAGCUACGUGGGUUUUGAUCGUCGGCUUGAAACUCAUCCCUAAGGAGGGGAGCUGGGAGGGUAUAAUGUUCGGAUAUAAGCAGCACGGUGAGGAUGCUAGCGCAUCCCCGCCGUCAUCCGCCGCAAGGUGCAUAUAGACCGUUACGUGUCAUGACUCGCUUGGGUAAAGUCGCCGUUGCCAUAAUCAAACAAAGCGACCAUUGCGUUCGGAUCUCCCCUGCUGGCUGCAUCGUUCAUGGAUUCCUUGCUUGUUCGACAGUCAUAGUCAUCGGCACCAGGCAGGAGGAGGAGCGGAACGGUUGGACAAGGUGCAUGCUGGUUUCCAACUCGCUUGUGGUCGCCGAGGCACGUGCUGCCACUCUAGUGCAAUUGAGUUGUGAGACUUCAGUUGUUUGAGAUUAAUGAACGGUACUCCGUACAGUCCUCCGUUUUCUGUCGACCAGUGUUGCGGCUGAAGAUGCGAGUCAGCGACUUUACUGGAGGG